AGACCAAUCAUAAUACACAAACAUGCAUGCACUUUCAUUCAUAUCUGAGUUCAUUUCUAAAAGAUAGAAAAUUGAUGUCUCUGGGAUUAGAUCUCCGUAUAAAAUGACCGACCCAUUCUUUUUUGAGUCUCCAAUAAUUGUUUUCUUUCAUUUCUUCUUUCUGUAAUUUGGUUGAUCAAGAAGUUGGUGGUUUUUCUUUGCACUGAAGUUCAUUAAGAAUUUUGGAAAAACUGGCGUAAUGGAAGACGUUGUUUCUAACACUAGGAGAUGGGAGGAUCUGGACACAGAUAUUUUGAUGAAGAUUUUUCAGUUGCUUGACAUAUUUCAGUUAACAUCUGGCAUUGCUCAUGUUUGUAGUGCUUGGCGCAUGGCUUGUUGCGAUCCUCUUCUUUGGAAGAAGCUUGAUUUGUCAAUGCUAAGAUCUAAUUUCAUCAAGAUUCCAUUGGAGCCAUUUGUUUAUGUUGAUGAACGAUCCGAUAAGAAAUUAACCCGUUUAUUGAAGAUUUCCUUGAGUCUCAGCAGACAGAGUAUAGUGACAUUGAUCUUCCAUUUCAACUUGUAUGUAAGCGAUGAUCAGUUGACAUACACUGCGGAAAGGUGCCCACGACUCAAACGACUGGUUCUUCCGGCUUGGAACAGAAUUAAGAGAACAGGAAUGUGCAAGGCCAUCCGUUCCUGGAAAGAGCUGGAGUCCUUGACAAUGCCUAGUAUAGCAAACCCGCCAUAUCUUCUAGAGGAAAUCGCAGCGCACUGCAAAAACUUCAGCGAACUCAAGAUUAUGGGGCCGUGUGACAUCUUCUUUGCUUCAACUCUGGCUGCAUUUGUUCCAAAAUUGAAAGUCUUGAGUCUUCGGUGCUCAACGCUGUACAAGGAAGCUCUCAUUCUCAUCCUAGAUAGCUUACAGCAUUUAGAAGUGCUCAACAUAUCACAUUGCAUUCUAAUUGAAGGCCUUCCUCCUCCUCAAUAUAAAAGAUAUAUGGAUGAAAUUGAUCCGGUUAUUCGUCAAAAGGCUUCUCGGUUGCGCGAGUUUAUCACAUGCAUGCAUGACUCGUGCAUCACGUGCCAACGGACAAGAAAUGAUGAAGGGAUACUUAGGUGGUACAAAUACGAGGAAAGGUUUUGGAAAGAAGACGAGGUGGCGUCUCUGGCGCUUUAAACAGAGAAUAACAUAAAUCUGGUAUGAUCUUGUUGUUGAACAUUUUAAGUUGUUAAUUUGUUCCAGUACUUUAAUUGUAGAUCAAAAUAACGAAAUCAGAAUUAUUACAAAUGGAUGUUGCUGUUCCCUUCAAAAGGAGUUAGUUAAAUCUUGUAAUUGUACAUAAGAAUAAGUUCUAGUUUGUGCUCUAAAUUUUGUUGCUUUCAUUUUGAAGACGUGUUUUCUAUCACGGAAACUUUAUAAGACAACAGUUUUGAGAAUUAAAAGCAUAACAUGCAAGGUGAUGAUUUGAACA
Messenger RNA from Cicer arietinum (chickpea), 1451 nucleotides. Its product is annotated as F-box/LRR-repeat protein At3g48880. The record is from RefSeq and is a predicted model, not a curated record. Lineage: Eukaryota; Viridiplantae; Streptophyta; Magnoliopsida; Fabales; Fabaceae. Gene Ontology annotation, molecular function: protein binding.